AUGGAUGCCGCCGCAGGUGAGCUGGCCGCCUUCCAGAAGGAGCCGCGGGCCUUCAGCCUCUGGGACUACGGCGUCUUUGGGCUGAUGCUGCUGAUCUCCACGGGCAUUGGGCUCUUCUACGGCCUGUCCAGGGGCGGCCAGAAGACCCCCGAGGACUUCUUCACGGGCAGCCGGGCCAUGUCGGCCCUGCCAGUGGGCCUGUCGCUCUCAGCCAGCUUCAUGUCGGCCAUCCAGGUGCUGGGCGUCCCGGCCGAGGCCUACCGCUACGGCAUGAAGUUCCUCUGGAUGUGCCUGGGCCAGCUGCUCAACUCACUACUCACCGCCAGCCUCUUCCUGCCCGUCUUCUACCGCCUGGGGCUCACCAGCACCUACGAGUACCUGGAGCUGCGGUUCUCCAAGAAGGUUCGGCUGUGUGGCACAGUCCAGUACAUCAUUGCCACGGUGCUGUACACGGGAAUCGUCAUCUACGCCCCUGCCUUGAUCCUCAACCAAGUGACGGGUCUGGAUAUUUGGGCCUCACUUCUCUCCACUGGCACCAUUUGCACUUUUUACACCACCAUAGGGGGCAUGAAAGCGGUCAUCUGGACGGACGUCUUCCAGGUCUUCGUCAUGCUGUCCGGCUUUGUGGCCAUCUUGGUCCAGGGGACGCUGCUGGUCGGGGGGCCGGGCCGGGUCCUCUCCAUUGCCUACAACCACUCCAGGAUCAACUUCGGAGACUUCAACCUGGACCCCCGCAGCCGGUACACGUUCUGGACCUUCCUCUUCGGAGGGACGCUGGUCUGGCUCUCUAUGUACGGGGUCAACCAGGCCCAAGUCCAACGUUACGUGGCCUGCAAGACGGAGAAGGAGGCCAAACUGGCCCUCCUGGUCAAUCAAGUGGGGCUCUUCGUCAUUGUCUCCUGCGCAGUGGGCUGUGGCAUUGUGAUGUUUGCGCUCUACAAGGACUGCGACCCCCUCUUGGCCGGAUACAUCUCGGCGCCUGACCAGUACAUGCCCUACCUGGUCCUGGACAUCUUCGAGAGCUGCCCGGGGGUGCCCGGCCUCUUCCUGGCCUGUGCUUACAGUGGCACUUUGAGCACGGCCUCCACCAGCAUCAACGCCAUGGCAGCCGUCACCGUGGAGGACCUGAUCAAGCCCAACAUGCCCGCCCUGUCGCCACGGAAACUCGCCCUGGUCUCCAAGGGGCUCUCGUUAAUUUACGGCACUGCCUGCAUCACCGUGGCGGCUCUUUCGUCCUUGCUUGGAGGUGGUGUGCUGCAGGGCUCCUUCACGGUCAUGGGGGUCAUCAGUGGGCCCCUCCUGGGAGCCUUCAUCCUGGGUAUGUUCUUGUCCACCUGCAACACCUUGGGUGUUUUCUCCGGCCUGGGCAUUGGCUUCCUCCUCUCCUUUUGGGUCGCUGUGGGGGGCACCUUCUAUCCACCCAGUGCUGGCACCAUGGGCGUCCUGCCCUCCCACGCAGCCCUCUGCCCCCUCUACAACGUCUCCCAGGGGCCCAACAGCACCCUGCUCUAUGGGCCGCUGCCCCCCCGGACCUCCUUGGAGCAGCCAGAGAGGCCAGCCAUCGCAGACGACUUCUAUGCCAUCUCCUACCUCUACUAUGGUGCCCUGGGGACCCUCAGCACGGUGGCUGCCGGGCUCUUGGCCAGCUGCCUGAAAGGGUCUGCUGGCGAGGACAGCAAGCGGCCAGCGGUGCUGUGGUGGGAUGUCAUGAAGAGGCCAUUGGACACGACCCCUGAGGACGCUGCUGAUCCCCAGAAGAAGGCGCUGGACUCGGCCUCCCUGGCUCUUGGCUUCGAGGGGGAGGAGAAGAACCUGCUGGCCGAGGGGGAGGUGGCCCUGGCCAGGAGCUCUGCCGAGUCCAUCUGUACCUGCCACGCUCUCGACCACGGCUGCUUCCACCUCCUCCGAGAGACCUGCGUCUAGGGUCGGAGGAUGGUGGGAGAGCAGGAGGACAUUGAACUGGCUGCCUCUCCAUGGGAUGAACGCAAAGACCCCUCCCCAAGCGGGCGGACACAUUCCUCACCUGGGGGCCGUUUCUCUCCCGAAUCUGCCUUACGCCAGCAGCUCCUGAGGGCCCCUUUCCAAGCAGACGUGGGCGUGGGUGUGUCGUUGUGCAAAACACACACGCAGCAAAGAGGAGAGCCCCUCCUCAACCCAGACAAUAUUUUUCUCUGCUAGAAAAUGGGAAGCCCCUCCGACACUGUCCAAGUCCAUAGUUCACCCUUUUCUUAAAAGUAGCAAGUGGUGAAGAAAUGCGGAGACCUCCUUUGUGGUCAAUUUCUGGAAGUCCACGGGCUUUCCCAAGGAAGGCUGGGAACUGUAGUUUGGAGGCAUGUUGGGCUUCCGGAGAGAAUUUUGCCCAUGUGGUAGUUGGUCCUUGGAGGUUGUCCCAGAUGCCUCCUGCCAAUCUUCGACCCAGCUCAGCUUCAGGAAGGAAGAGAGAAGGUGCAGAAAAGGUUGAGCCCAAGCAUGUCAGGGGCUGCCGUUCUUUCCCCAGGAGGACGCUGGAGACCCUCUUCAAAUGCAAGCAGAGGUCAGGCCAAAGGGGACCCUCCCUCAGAAGCUGCAGAGAUAAGAGGUGGGAUGUCUCUCCCUGAAGUAUUGUCCCAGCCAUCAAUGUGGGGGGCUUUAAAAGAAGGUGUCCCAAUGGAGGGAGGGGAUUCUUCACAAUGACCACAGGGUCUCCAGCCCACUUGAUAGAGUUGAAAGCUGCCCCCUGCCCACAGAAGAAGACACUAAGCGAGCCCUGCUGAAUCAGGCCAACUUCUGUCUGACACUUGGCUCUCCCAGGAGAGGCCCCUGGGGGCUCACAAACAGCAGUCUGGGGGACCCACCCCCUUCCCUCCUCCUUCCCCUUCAAGGCUCUUUGGGGUCCUACUGCCCUGAGACUCAUCGGCCCCUAUUUUUUUCAGAGCCAUGCAAGUUAGUGGAAGCUUGGCUGCCUGGGUGGAGAUCUCCAGCACAUUGGAACGGGAUGGCUGGGGGAGUUUUAUGCAAGCUGAGAGAGACCCCCUUGGGUGGAAGCACAGGAGCAGCUAGAUCCAAGGCAGGGUCUCACUUCAAAAGGGGGGCAGCCCCAGUGUGGGGCCUGUAGUGCUUUGGCCGCCUGCUUUGUGUCAGCUGCUUGGUGGCGGAAGGGUCUUCUCAGGACCCCUGACCACCUUUCAAGGGGAUGCUUCAAUCAUCCUGAUUUAUCUUGGAUCCUGGUCUGGAAUCCGGGAACUUUCCUGCUUUCCCAUUCAGAGUUUUGGCUGGGUAACA
Messenger RNA from Pantherophis guttatus, 3261 nucleotides. It is a transcript of the gene SLC5A5, whose product is annotated as solute carrier family 5 member 5. Gene Ontology annotation, cellular component: membrane; extracellular exosome. NCBI's taxonomy places the organism in Eukaryota, Metazoa, Chordata, Lepidosauria, Squamata, Colubridae. The record is from RefSeq and is a predicted model, not a curated record. Gene Ontology annotation, molecular function: sodium:iodide symporter activity. Gene Ontology annotation, biological process: iodide transmembrane transport; sodium ion transport.